This is a messenger RNA of Pocillopora verrucosa, 798 nucleotides long. RefSeq names its product DNA-directed RNA polymerase III subunit RPC8. Gene Ontology annotation, molecular function: DNA binding; DNA-directed RNA polymerase activity. Gene Ontology annotation, biological process: DNA-templated transcription; transcription initiation at RNA polymerase III promoter. Lineage: Eukaryota; Metazoa; Cnidaria; Anthozoa; Scleractinia; Pocilloporidae. Gene Ontology annotation, cellular component: RNA polymerase III complex. The record is from RefSeq and is a predicted model, not a curated record.
ACAUACAUACUGCAGUUGCCUGGUGCUAAACGUGUUCGAUUCAACAAAAUGUUUGUCCUCGCCGAAAUGAAAGAUACUGUGAGGGUAAAACCGUGGCAUUUUGGAGUCGAUCUACGUGAGGCUAUCGCUACUAAGUUGAACAAAAAGCUUGCAAACAAGGUAGUCCAUAAUGUUGGUUUGUGCAUUGUACUACAUGACAUUACAUAUAUUGGUGACUCCUAUCUCUUUCCUGGCGAUGGAUCGUCACAUACUCCAGUUAAAUUUCGUUUUGUCGUGUUCCGUCCAUUCAUUGAUGAAGUGCUCACAGGAAGGAUCCGAAGUUGUAACCAUGAAGGAGUUCAAGUGUCAAUGGAAUUCUUUGACGAUAUUACCAUCCCAUAUGAGUACCUUCAGCAGCCCUCAAAGUUUGAUGAGGAUGAACAGCUGUGGGUGUGGGAAUAUACAACAGAUGAUGGGGGACAUGACUUGUUCAUGGACAUCAAUGAAGAGAUCAGAUUUAGGGUGGUUGAUGAAAUGUUCACUGAUUUAAGUCCUGCAGGGCCUGAAAUGUCAGGUGAAAAAAAAGAAGAGAUAGAAAACAAGAGAUCUCCAUAUACAAUCACAGGAUCCAUAAGUGAGCCUGGGCUAGGCCUGAAGACAUGGUGGUCAAGUUGACAGAGAAAUAUUGCUACAAUUAACUGUAAAAUUUUAUUUAUUUUACAAACAAUGAUGACUUGUUUGUGAUCAAGUAAAAUUCAGAAAGUCAGCAAAGAUGUAAACCAAUGCAGGAUUUCAAUAAAAUUUUCACAACAUUUUAAA